GACCCGAAUUGGAGCUGCAGCGGCCGCCGGCUUCAGUCUCCGCCAAGCGGGCUGAGCGGGAGGAGUGGUUGCAAGGCACAGCCCCUAGCCCCUCUAGGCCAGAUCUCGCUCCGGGGCUUCUUCCCCAUCCGGCUGCCGCUCCCAGCCUGCAGGGGUGGGGAGGGCAAGACCGGCUCUUAAGGAGAGGGCGAAGAAGGCAGCAGCGCGCAGCGCGCAUGGCGAUGGCGGGCGCGCGGCGGCUCCCCGCUGGAACGCGCGCGGCGGCCCGGCGCUGCUGCUGCCUCCGGCCGGGCGCGCGCCCCGCCCCGCCCCCGGGCUCUCCAAGAGGGCUGCAGCCAAUGAGGCUCUUGUCUUCCUGCAGCCUCCUGCUGCCCAGAGCUGUCCAGGCCUUGGGGGCUGAGGCUGGCCUGUCCCACUGCCGUUCUUUUAUGGGCUUCGCUUCCCCAUUCACCAACAAGCGCAAGGCCUACUCCGAACGCAGGAUUAUGGGGUACUCAAUGCAGGAGAUGUAUGAGGUGGUGUCCAAUGUCCAGGAGUACAAGGAGUUUGUGCCUUGGUGUAAGAAGUCUUUAGUGGUGUCCAGUCGAAAAGGUUACCUGAAGGCCCAGUUGGAGGUUGGCUUCCCCCCUGUUGUGGAACGUUACACCUCAGCUGUCUCCAUGGUCAAACCUCAUAUGGUCAAGGCUGUUUGCACUGAUGGCAAACUCUUCAACCAUUUAGAGACCAUCUGGAGGUUCAGCCCUGGUCUUCCUGCCUACACGCGCACUUGCACUGUGGACUUUUCGAUUACCUUUGAAUUUCGAUCACUGCUUCACUCUCAACUGGCCACCAUGUUCUUCGAUGAGGUCGUUAAGCAGAAUGUUGCUGCCUUUGAACGCCGAGCAGCCACGAAGUUUGGUCCAGAGACAGCCAUCCCCCGUGAACUCAUGUUCCAUGAAGUGCACCAUACUUGAGACCAGCCCCAUAACUUAUUUAUUUGGUUUGAUCUAUGCUCCAUCAUCUGGGGCAAGUCUUGUGUAUGUCUGCCUCCCUUCCCCCCUGCCCUAAAGUUCUGGCUCUCAGGGGAGAGAGAACUCAGGAAUCUGGGGUGAGCUUCUCAAUUAGGAGAUGCUGAGGGUUAAGGGAGAUCCCCAAGAGUUGGCUAGCCUGGCUGCAGGAACUGAACCUUAUAUACCUGUCUCCUUCUGGAAACCGAACUCAGAAUUGCUGGGAUUUUAUCUUUGGUUGUGAUCUAGGGCUCCAUUCCCCAUCAAACUUAAGCUGCCUCAGUGUCUCUGGAAGGGUAAAGCAAUCCCAGGUCUCCAGUAAAGCUAUAUUGCACUGUUCCUCUCUCUUGUUAAGGAGCUAAGGGGAUAGGGGUGGUCCCUAUUGUUUUGAAAAAGAAGCCUUAUGAGGGAAAAGUAAUUUCCAGUUUGGAAUCCAAGUAUCUGAAAUUCUAUCUAAAGUCUGGUUUCCAAAAAAGGAAAUUUUCCCCACUUGGCUAACAUGUAGGAUGUCUGAGAAGUUCUUUCCCCCUUGCAGGGUGGAGGGGAAGCUAUGAGUAAAGCUGCAUUUACUUCUAGCCUGUCCCUUUCUUCCACUUGGGCUGAGUGUUUUGAUGAAGAGCCAAUAAACCAAUUGUGUGAAUUUGA
Dromiciops gliroides (monito del monte) is the source of this 1631-nucleotide messenger RNA. RefSeq names its product coenzyme Q10A (gene COQ10A). The record is from RefSeq and is a predicted model, not a curated record. Gene Ontology annotation, biological process: cellular respiration; ubiquinone biosynthetic process. Gene Ontology annotation, cellular component: mitochondrion. The coding region runs from base 216 to 953 and encodes 245 amino acids. Gene Ontology annotation, molecular function: ubiquinone binding. The transcript is spliced from 5 exons. NCBI's taxonomy places the organism in Eukaryota, Metazoa, Chordata, Mammalia, Microbiotheria, Microbiotheriidae.